UCGGCUGGCUCAGUCAUUUGAGUUCUGCUGCCCGACUGUGACGCACCGUUCUAGCUCUUUGCGGUUAUCCAGUUGUCGGUGCCGGUUUUUUUGGACUUUUUAUCGCCGUGUUCCGUUUCGGCUUGCCUGCUUCCCCUUUGGCCAAAAUUCAUAAAAUUGGGCAACACGUGUUGCGCCAUAAUUACCGCAGAAGAGAGCCUUCUGUGCGUGCGGUUCGCGGGUCUGGGGGUACAAAGUACACGUCACCGGCGCGCGGGGCAGUCCUCUCUCUGGUUCUCGAAGACUUCGGCUGUCGACGGUCGAGCUGGUCGACAUCACGAGAUAGUGCCAAAAAAUUUGUGAUUCAUUAGCCGGUGCGGGCUCAAAAACAUCGGUCGUUCGGGAAACAGCUGCUCGGAAAGUAUCUGUAUCUGUAUCUUAAUCUGCAACGCGGCAAAGAAUCUGACUUACAAAUGGGCUACGAUGAGGCAAUCCUCAAGCUGGGCGACUUUGGUCGCUACCAGAAGAUCAUCUACAUCCUCAUCUGCCUGACCUCCAUUCCAGUGGCAUUUCACAAGCUGGCCGGGGUCUUCCUCUUAGCCAAGCCGGAGUUCCGCUGUCUCCUGCCCUUUGAGGAGCAGAACGCCACCUACGAGCUGUCCCCCAACUUGUGGAACCUAUCCUAUCCCCAGGGGGAAGUGUGCGAGUACUACGAUGUGGGGUAUACCCAGGAGUACCUCACUGGCAGCAUUCCCCGGAGCAGCAACCAGACGACUGGGUGCUCCCGCUACGUUUACGACCAGAGCAAGUACCUCAACAGCGCCGUCACGGAGUGGAAUCUGGUGUGCGGACGUGGCUUCCUGGCCGCCUUCAGUGACUCACUUUUCAUGCUGGGCGUCCUCCUUGGAAGCAUUGUGUUUGGCCAGCUGAGCGAUAAGUACGGACGCAAGCCCAUCCUCUUCGCCUCGCUGGUCAUCCAAGUCCUGUUCGGAGUCCUGGCCGGAGUGGCGCCAGAAUACUUUACGUACACGACGGCGCGUGUGAUGGUGGGGGCCACCACCUCGGGCGUGUUCCUUGUCGCCUACGUCAUUGCCAUGGAAAUGGUCGGUCCUGCCAAGCGCCUGUAUGCCGGCAUUUUCGUGAUGAUGUUCUUUUCGGUGGGCUUCAUGUUGACGGCGGCGUUUGCCUACUUUGUGCAUGACUGGCGGUGGCUACAGAUUGCCUUGACCCUGCCGGGUCUCCUCUUCAUGUGCUACUAUUGGAUCAUUCCGGAGUCUGCCCGCUGGCUGCUCUCCAAGGGCCGGAAAGACUGUGCUAUCGCCAAUAUGCAGAAGGCGGCUCGCUUCAACAAGGUGGAAAUCAGCAACGAGGAGUUGGGUGCACUUCUGGACGAGGGCGAGACCGAAGAGGACAAGGCCAGGCAGAAGCUGGAGGAUCAGGAGAGGAACGAUGGUCCACCGCCCUCGGUGUGGGACCUCUUCUGCUAUCCGAAUCUUCGGCGCAAGACGCUACUCAUCUUCCUGGACUGGCUGGUGUGCAGUGGCGUCUACUACGGACUCUCUUGGAACACCAACAACCUUGGAGGCAACGUGCUGCUCAACUUUGUGAUAUCCGGAGCCGUGGAGAUACCAGCCUACAUCUUCUUGUUGCUGACCCUUAACCGCUGGGGCAGACGGUCCAUACAGUGCGGAUCUCUGAGCUUGGCAGGACUCAGUCUGCUGGCCACUGUAGUCGUCCCGGAGAACAUGCACACCCUAGUUGUGUGCUUCGCCAUGCUGGGUAAACUGGCCAUCACGGCCUCCUACGGAACUGUUUACAUUUUCUCAGCCGAGCAGUUCCCUACGGUGGUCAGAAAUGUGGCUCUGGGAGCAGCUUCAAUGGUGGCCCGAAUCAGUAGCAUGCUGGCGCCGUUCCUCAACUAUCUGGCCACCAUUUGGACACCACUGCCGCUGCUUAUCUGUGGAUCCCUUUCCCUGGCUGCGGGACUACUGUCGCUGCUCCUCCCAGAGACGCACAACAAGCCCAUGCUGGAGACCAUUGCCGAUGGGGAGCGCUUUGGCAAGAAGACCAAGGGCGAGGUCUAUCUGGAAUCGGGCCAAGAGCUGAAAACCACACCGGAAACACAACCUCUCAAUGGACCCAACGAAAACGGAACCAAAGCCAAUGGCCAAAAGUUUUAGGAAUGAUCUCAAGGUCUAAGAUCACUUGAUAUUUUUCCUAAAAGAAAAACGUUGGUACGGGGCAUUUAAGAUAGAAGAAGGACCAAGUAUUACAUAUAUCAUUUCUGAAAUCUCACAAUUUACCAAAAACAAAAAAAGUAUAAGAAACAAAGACAAAGGAAAUGAAGAGUAGGUAGCAUCAAAUAGACCACAUUUAUAUUAGCAUUUAGCCAAGAAGCAGUAGCCUCGUAAGAGGAAAAAAUUUCAAAGGAAUAGGGGUGACUGCACCUUCAGGAAAUAUCUGGAAAAUGAUCGAAACGGAUAUCCCAUCCAUGACGCUGCAUAAUGAAUUCCUACAUUUACUUAAUUAAUAAUAUUUACAAUCAUAUUCCAUUGAAAUGUUGAAAUAAAAUCUAUUAUAUUUCCAGCGAAGAAAUCGGAAGAAGCCUCCAUCUUCUGUUUUUGUUUUUUGUUGACCUUUUUAAACCCGGACGGGCUGUCUGCCGGAAUACGAAACGUGUUUCCGCUGUGUUUAUUUUCGGUGUAGCUUCGUUAUCAGCUUUGAAAAACACGAGACUGACAUUAAACAAUUGGACCCGCGCUAAAUUCUAAUCACGAGAUUCCGCCAAAUAAAAGGCAUGAUAAUAGCGAGUAUAAAAAUAUAAUUUGGCAAGAAAAUUAUAAAAAUAUUUGCACUUGGCGACUGUCGAAAAUUUGCAUAUUUCACGGCGAUCAGAGCCAUCUGAACUUGAACUCAUUAGGUGGAUGUAAUCGAAAAGUGGGUCGUCUAUUUCUAGUGCACUGUUACACUGCCACAAUUUGCUGGUUGGUUGUAGUUCACAUUCAAACGAGCUUGUAAAUGUUCGAAGAUAACAAACGGAUGUUCAGUCAAGAGAAGGCAGCCUAAAAGAGAACUCAUUCGAUUAGAAGAGUGUUUAUUGAAUAAAUAAGGCGUACAUAUACAGGGGACAGUUUUAUAGUAAACAUACAGUUGAGGUCAACAUUUUAAUAUCAGUGGAGUAUUUGUUAAAAAUAAAAGAUUAUAC
Molecule: messenger RNA, 3184 nt
Organism: Drosophila ananassae
Lineage: Eukaryota; Metazoa; Arthropoda; Insecta; Diptera; Drosophilidae
Gene: Orct2
Product: organic cation transporter-like protein
Exons: 1
Coding region: 453-2159 (568 amino acids)
Biological process (GO): transmembrane transport
Cellular component (GO): membrane
Molecular function (GO): transmembrane transporter activity
Source: RefSeq, a predicted model, not a curated record